CUUGCCAUCAAUGAUUACAAUCUUCUUGAUCACUCUUCUUCUAAUGAUCUUGUAUACUGUUGUCACUUCAGGCUCUGUGAAUGUCUUAGUAAUGACAGAAUCAGCUGGAAGAUUCUGCAACAUUUCCUCAGUCACUUCUUCUGGCUCUUCUAUUACCUCCUCUGUCUCCACUGGUUUGCCAUCAAUGAUUACAAUCUUCUUGAUCACUCUCCUUCUAAUGAUCUUGUGGACUGUUGUCACUUCAGGCUCUGUGAAUGUCUUAGUAAUGACAGAAUCAGCUGGAAGAUUCUGCAACAUUUCCUCAGUCACUUCUUCUGGCUCUUCUAUUACCUCCUCUGUCUCCACUGGUUUGUCAUCAAUGAUUACAAUCUUCUUGAUCACUCUUCUUCUAAUGAUCUUGUGGACAGUUGUCACCUCAGGCUCUUUGACAGUCUCAGCAAUGACAGCAUCAGAUGGAAGAUUCUGCAACAUUUCCUCAGUCACUUCUUCCGGCUCUUCUAUUACCUCCUCUGUCUCCACUGGCUUGCCAUCUAUGAUUACAAUCUUCUUGAUCACUCUCCUUCUAAUGAUCUUGUGGACUGUUGUCACCUCAGGCUCUGUGACUGUCUCAGUAAUGACAGAAUCAGCUGGAAGUUUCUGUAAUAUAUCCUCAGUCACUUCUUCUGGCUCUUCUAUUACCUCCUCUGUCUCCACUGGUUUGCCAUCAAUGAUUACAAUCUUCUUGAUGACUCUUCUUCUAAUGAUCUUGUGGACUGUUGUCACUUCAGGCUCUGUGACUGUCUCAGUAAUGACAGAAUCAGCUGGAAGUUUCUGUAAUAUAUCCUCAGUCACUUCUUCUGGCUCUUCUAUUACCUCCUCUGUCUCCACUGGCUUGCCAUCAAUUAUUACAAUCUUCUUGAUUACUCUCCUUCUAAUGAUCUUGUGAACUGUUGUCACCUCAGGCUCUGUGACUGUCUCAGUAAUGACGGAAUCAGCUGGAAGAUUUUCCAAUAUUUCUUCAGCCACUUUUUCAGGCUCAUCUGUUUUUAGUCGCUUUUCUUUAACUGUAUGGAGCUCUUUGUUUUUAGGUUUU
Molecule: messenger RNA, 1072 nt
Organism: Portunus trituberculatus (swimming crab)
Lineage: Eukaryota; Metazoa; Arthropoda; Malacostraca; Decapoda; Portunidae
Product: haze protective factor 1-like
Exons: 1
Coding region: 11-925 (304 amino acids)
Source: RefSeq, a predicted model, not a curated record